AAAAUAGUAACAACAUUUUUUAAACGUAGAAGUAGUAAAACCACAAUAAUGUUAAUGUCUGUGUAAACUUGUAAAGCAAAAUUUGAUUUAUAUGGACUUUGUGUAAAGCCAAGUUCAAUUAAAAGAUUUUUUGUGUUACGUGAAAUUUGGGCAAAUGAUACAAUUACCGUCAUCACAAUUGGUUUCAGGUUAUCGCCCCCUGACGCUGAUAUAUUGAACUAGGGCUGUUGAAUUUGUAGAACAAUAUGUUCGCCCACCUUACUUUAACACUUCUUUCACGGAAUGGAAAGGAAUGAUUCAAAUAAACUGUGCAGUAAUGGGAUGAACAUGCUUCUCUCCGCCAUUGAAAGAGAGCGGCAAGCCGCUGAAUUUUCUUUCAACUCCGCCAAAAACACGUCAUCGUUUAAUCCACAUGCACAAAACUGUGAGCAGACCACCGAAAUCGAAAGCAAAGGUCCUGAUUAUAGUCUUUCUUCAUGCUUAAACGUCACAAACCCACUGAAUGGUUUGAAUCUCCAGGCAUAUUCAUCACCUCUCAUGUUUCCUUUUAUAUCGCCAGCAAGUCAUACACAAAGCACCCUUACUCCACCAGCUGUACCGGUGUUUGGAUCUGUAGAAGGAACAAAUGUGUUUGAUCUCCGUUGUGUUGCCUGUGGUUUACAGUGCAAGACCAUCGCUGAGUUGCAUUGCCACAUAAUGAAACGGCAUUUAGCUAAUGGAUUGCAUGCCUCACCUGAUCUCAAACAGUCGGACCGUAUUUCUGCAUUUUCUGCAGAAUCUCAGGCAACGGAACCAACUAGAUUAAGUGAAAGUACAGAUCAUGUAUCAUCAUCAGAGUUCCCAAUUCCCACGCCAAACUUUGCUAUGUUGUCAAGUUUCCCUUCCUUACCAGCCAAUGGAUUUCGACCAGAACUAAGCUCCGUUUACCCGCCUGGUUCAACACCUGCCUUUGGCGUGCCUCAGUCAAUCAACUCAAUCCGUUUACCCCAAUUUCCGAAUACAUACAACGUGAUUAACCCAUAUCUGCCUUACUCAGGAUUAUUGGGAAUAAAUGGCGUUUUUCCAUCGGUAACUGUGCCCGCCAAUGUUAAUGCGGUAAUGCCGCCUGGAUACAACCCUUACGUUGGUUUUCCUUCGGUUGGAUCCCCGAACUUGCUUUCCACAAGAUUUCCUUUUAUUCCCGGCGCCGCAAUGAAUGCUGCUUUGGACAACAACAUCGGUACAUCUCCAACAAUGCCGGUUCAUGACAAGAACUGCAACGACCUCGUUAAUUCUAAAAUGCUUCAUCGUCACUUAGAUCCUCUCAGUGCAAACUCCAGACAUACGGAUCCGAUAAAGCGUCGCCUUUCAGCCCCAAUAAUUAGCCUUGGAAAAAACUUCAAGUUUCCCCACCCAUACAACAGACUUGCUAAAUCAACUGUAAGCAGUGGCCCUUCAUGUGCCGCGUUACCCGAACAUACAGAACAAGCUUUAGAUCCGAACUCUUACCGCCAUGCAUCCCGUCGCAGUUCCGUAUCCGAGAAACAAGAGACCGAUGAUAAAGGAUCAGGAAACCGAAUUAACGCGAAGUCUAUAGAACAACACAUUUCAAAAUUAAUUUCUAACAACGAAAAGGUUUUGCUUAACCCCGUUCUAGAGCGUGUGAAACCGCGCCGUGUCUUUCGUAGAAACAGUUUAGAUCCAGCCUCACUUUCAUCCUAUGCAGCGUCCAUAGCUGGAAGACAUGUUAGUGAAGGCUCCUAUCCUAAUGGGGAAGAAAACGGUUUAAAUAAGAUGUACGGUGAUGUGGUCCAACAAACAUUUGCACAAGACGGUUAUCCAUCACCUGACGUUAAACCGCCAGGCAUAUCAACCGCUGAAUACAACAAGAUGAUUGAACUGACCAGAGCACCUGGUAGUGGAAUUAGAAAACACUCGAUGGAAAACUACGAGAACCAUUUUCGGUUCAGUAGCAAUGACAAUGGGCCUGCUUCAAACCGAUUUCUUGGUAAAAGAAACUCUUUUUCCGGCCCAACAUUUACUGAUGCUAAGAAACCAAAACGGACAUUCUUUGAAUGCAGCGAUUGUGGUGUUCGGUACCGAAAAGAAGAAAACUACAUGAUCCAUAAACAGGUUUACUGCAAGUAUAAGAACAGGCGGGCUGGUUUUGGAGAAGAGCAAUCUUUCUGUUCGAGCAACAAACCUGAUAUUUCCCGUGUUCCUUAUAAUCGUAAUGUAUUGAAACCACAUAACAACAGUUCACUUGUAACAAGUAGUAGCCAAGCACACUGUGUCGUAACAUCCAGUUUACCGCCACAUUCAAUCGAAACUAUGUCUAUGAACCAAUCGUAUGCUGAUAUUUACAGAACUAAGAUUGCAGAAGCCGAAAGACUACAUCCGUUAUACCCAAUACAACAUCCAGAUACAGAAACUACCCAGACCGGAUCAACAGAUGACAAAGAAAUAUCAGAAGGAAACAAACAACCCGUGAAUACAAUUCCUACAAACAAACUCCCUCCCAAUAAACGUCAUAUGCAUCUAAUGCGACAUAAUGACGAUGAUAAAAAAACGGAAUCGGAACAUGGUUGCACCGGAAAAGAUUCCCCACAAAAACUUAAUGACAUAAGUAUUGCUGGCGAAGACGAACAAUUCCCACCAAGUCCUACCACCAUGUCAUCUGAGCGAAACGGUCAACAAUGGCGCUCCAUCAGUGAAGGUAACACCUCUACUAACGACUUAUUUCAUUUCGCCGAAUCGUCGGUUCCCCGAAGCAAUUACAAAUUACUUCUGCAUCAAAUUAGUUUACGUAACUUGCAAGACAUGGGCUUAAUAACGAAACCACAGACGCUGUCAGUACCGAAGGAACCAACGGCGAAACAGUGGCAUCAGGCGCAGAAGAAUUGCUACGUUAGCCACCUGGAUAAAUUACGUAGGAGUUCAGUUGAUGUGUCACCUCUCGCUCAACACGUGCGAAGACCGUCACUACCAGUCAUGCUGCCAAUGUACCCACCCAAUGGUUUAGCUGUAAACCGAAUUCCAGAGCUGCGAAACGAUUUCUCUUGGCUCGGUUCAUCUUCACUAGGAGGGCAAAUUUCAAGCGAUCGAUCGUCGCAACAACAUUAUUUUCCUAAAGAAUCGACCAUUGUUCCGCCCAAACAUACUCGCGAAGAGACAGUAAAUAUACACAAGCCACUUACAAAAGCAGAUUCUGCAGUUGACGUCAAUAACAACAACAAUGAAAGCGACAGGUCCAAUUCUCCCAUGGAAGCCUUACCGCUGAACAAAAGUCAACCACCCACAAUUUCGCCUCAUGAUUUACUUCAAGAAAAAGAAAGAGCGCAAAAUGUGCAGGAUCGUAUUAACACAAGCGAUGUGAACAGCACAACCACCGAGCUGUUGGUUUCUCCUUCGUCAACUAUAGACAUUGUUUCAACUGAAACAAAGCUCGACAGUCCGCAUGGGGUUCGAAUAUCCCGCCUCUUAUACCCACACAUGCACCCGACACUUGGAUCUGAAGUGCAUUCAACUUAUUGCAGCAUCACCAGCCCCCAGCCCACUUAUGUAGAGGUAACAAAGCAGGGUGACACACCGCUUUCAAUGUACAGCCAAUGGGCGGUAUCGGAACCAAUCCUAAUGCCUCCUGAUAUGACAGUAACGGAUAUAUUAAACUGCUGCAGGCGGUCGAAGGAAGGUUUCAGGAAAGGAGUUAUCGUAACCGCAAAAGCAGCGGAGAAGUUAAUCGUUACAGACACAAACAAAGCGUGGAAGUCAAGCUCCGACACCAAGCAACCUGCUAUUGACGAUCUCAAUUGUUCUGAAGCGGACGAGGGUUCCGAUAUAUUUGUCCCCAAACUGCUCAUACCGACUACGGAUAUUUCAGCGUGUUGUAUCUAUACUUCAUGUUGUUACGCCAGCAGCACUCCACGUAGACAAGUUGAAACUAGCGACAGUUUAAAGCCGACAGAAUCAGAUGUUGCCAGCAAUGAUUGUGCUGAUAAUGUCGAUGGAAAUAACGAUGAACCGGAGUCAAGUUACAUUGAUGUUGUUUCCAUCUGCGAAAAGUCCCCACAUAUAACCCACACUGAGCAUGAUAAUGAGCCGAUGGAGAAGUCAAAUGAUUCCCCUCGGGGUGAAGAUUCCGCAAAAGAAUCGCUCCCUCAAGCUAUAAGGCAGGCUGUGCAUCCAAGCAAGACGUGUGGGGAGUUGUCAGAUCAUGUGUUACGUCGCUGUUCAUUGUGCAGCAUCAAAGCUGGACGUAGCGACCUUGUACCUGAAGCUACUUGCCAGAUAUGUCGAGAUUUCGCAACAACUUGCUUCACGAAAACUACAACCUCAAUCCCCAUUCUCUCCACUAUUAAUAACUCAAGCUCAACGUCGUCGUAUUCCCACUCUAAUGGUUACUUAGAUAAAACGAAAGCGUUAUCUGGUAGCACGCAACAUUGGGUUUCCAACACAACACGUGAAAAUCAAACUGUGUUUCAAUACCCAUCUCCAAACUCAAGAAAAGCAAGUUUGAAUGAAACCAAUUCCCCUCAUUCACCCACCCCAUCCACAACGUCGCUGGGUGAUGGAGAACACGAAACGAUGCCUGGGAACGAAGAUGGCGGGUCAGUAGUCAGUCCAUCGCUUGCUGAGGUUGUGUCUGAGGUCAUACGAUCCGCUGCAAUCCAAUCGAAGCUGCAAACCACAAAGAAACAUCGUCUGCCGCAAAGCCGACCUCUACACCCUUUAACUUCCCCACACGAUAUUUCCCAUCAAACAAACGAAGAAUAUUCAACAAACAACAGUAAUGCUACACAUCGGUCGACUUUGCAACACGAUCAAGUUAAUGAUUCUGUUGAUACGACUUCAGGUAGUGACGCAACGUUACAACAUGAUGACGAAAUCACGAAGUCUUGCGCGAAACUCAACUGGCGACGGCUGGCUCUUUCAUCAAGGGAAUCUCAAUUAUUUCUAUACAAAGCGAACAUGUUACAACAAACAAACGAGCACGAGCUUUCAAACAAUAAGGGAGGGACAGAGGACCAAGAUGACGUCACAACCAUUGUUAAUACAAAUGAUUCAACACAGACCUUCCACUCCGAUGAUCAUAAACUAAAUGAGAGUGAUUCAAUAUAUCAAGAUUCCAUGGUAUUUGAAAGCGACGACGAUCAAGAGCAAAUUACUUCGGAUGAUGUUCGUGGAUCUUCACUCGCUCGAAAUUGCGACGAUACAGCGCGCCCUUACAAAUGUACUGAAUGUAAAGUUGCCUUUCGAACAGGUGGACAUCUUGCAAAGCAUCUACGUUCAAAAGGCCAUACUGUUGCCAUGCAGAAGAAAACGCUUAACAGACUGAAGAUGCACAAACUUGGUACUCCAGCACCACACCCGGGAGUUGCACACGAUGAUGUGAGAACCCCUCAACAUGCUGAUGGAGUCUUGUCAUCAACUGUUCCUGUUACGACAAGUUGUAAAGCUUCGCCAGAGUUGUUGGAUGGAACUGGUGGUUUAGCACGCGCACAAGUUCGUGCAUUAUUCGAAGGCAACGAUGAAUAUGCUUGCGUUCCACACUGCGGCAGUUGCGAUGACGUAAUCACGACGGAUAAUGCCGAUGAAUUGCACAAUCCAAGACCUUUCAAAUGCCUUGCUUGCCGCGUUGCUUUUCGCUUUCAAGGUCACCUUGAUCGUCAUUUCCGGUCAAAUCUGCACCUUAUUGCGGUUGGUCAUUAUGACCAUGAUAAAAGCGAAAUUGAUGUUUUACCCGAAACUGAUUGUCGUCUUUUGACGUCAUCAACUCCUCUUCCUAGCGACUCCUUAGUUCCAUCAUCCGCUGCCAAACCAUUAAGCCAUGAAGCGGCAAAAUUACCACACGCGUACAAUCACUUAACGAACUCAUCGCUUCAAAAAUCGACAUCAUCUCUGUACGGUGUCACUCACGUUCCAUCGCGGAGAAAUUCAAGUUUAAUCAAUCCUGAUGAAUCAAAUAUAAUGAAAUCUCAAUCAACAGAUAGUAGACCAAGCUCUGUCCAUGCAGAAUACAUCGACGGAUCGGUUCUCCCACCAAACAAGGGUUCAAGUGCUGGUGUAUAUCGUGUCACACCAUGUAAUUGAACGCUACCUCAUCCAAUAAUGCAAAAUGCGGUUUACUCGGGUAACUCGGUACAACAGGAAACUCGUCCACCUUAAAAACCCUUAUCUUAUAUAUAAAUAUAUAUUGUGUGUGAACCUCCAACCUAUUGUUGCCUAUACAGUUGAGAGAUUUCCUCAAGUUCCUGGUUUUGUUCAUAGGUUUUUAUUUUCUUGUAGACAUCACUUUUUAUUGCAAAUGAUAUCAUUCCUAUUUGCGUGAAUGGCAUAAUCAAUGCAUUUGGUGUUAUAUUUACAACGUGUCACCGGUGCUGAAAAGCAUGACACUAACUACCCAAGAAACGCCAUACCCCCGAAGUGGUUUCUUUUCGCCCCUUCGUCUGUCGUAGUCGGCCUUGUUUUUACGUUUUGCUUUAAGCAGAUAUUAUUGAUUUAAUUGUUUUCUAAUAUGCUUUGUCACCUGUGCAAUCGUUAAGGUUCCAGUUUUCGUUGUUUUUUUACUCCCAGCGCUUAUUUAGCGUGAAGUUCACUUGCUCGUGCUAAACACAAACCAUGCGCAGGUUUUAAUCGUUCCCUCAGCGACCCCGCGUUUUAACCUACGAUGUGCUAACUAUAGCUUUGAGAUUAUGUUUUCCAGGUGCUGUGAUUAACCCCGAGCUUGCGGUGGUCUCCCGCCUUCUGCUAUUGUUCCAUUGUAAUUUUGCCGAACGUACAUAUGUCCGUAUUGGCUGUUAAGCUCGUUAACUGAACCACGUUUACUUAAAAGUUUUAUCUCGAACAUUCCAGUUUAGAUCAUUAACUACAUCUCACAUAGAAACAUGUGCUUUUGGUAUUGUUCUGAGGCGCAACAUAAUAUGCUAACAAUUUGUUCUUACUAUUGUUCCAUGUCACUGCAGUACAAUUUACACGCAUUGAGUUCCAUUAAAUCAAGAAAUUGCACUCGCAUGUCACUCGGGCAAGUUCCUUAAGCUCCAAUUUAACUUGUAGUACCAACAAAUAGCAAUUCACCUAAAAAUUUGAAUCAAUUUAUUCUUUUACCUACUAUUACACGUGUAUGCAUAACAUUGCAACUUUAAAACGGUUCGUCUUUUUCGUUUUAAUCGGAACUGUUUAUAUCGAUUAACAGUGCAACCAUCUGGACUUCUGUGUGGUUUGAUUGAAAAGAACCAACGUUGUUUAACCGAGAUAUUUCCUUCCUAUGUUUGUUGUAUAUCGUUUGCUUUCUCAGAGAUUCUUGCUUUGUUUAUGAUCCGUCGCUUUUUCUCACUUGAAUAAACCGAAACACCGGUGGAA
Molecule: messenger RNA, 7338 nt
Organism: Ciona intestinalis (vase tunicate)
Lineage: Eukaryota; Metazoa; Chordata; Ascidiacea; Phlebobranchia; Cionidae
Source: RefSeq, a predicted model, not a curated record